AUAAACUAUGUGUGUGAUGAUAUAUAGGUAAAAUAUACGAACAGUGAAACUAAAGAAUGCAGUGGUUUUAUAUAAUAUUGUCGGCCGUUGUGACCUUCCUAGUAUUUCUUGCUCUUUUUGGAAUUUGUAUUUGGAUAUGGAGAUGUCGCAAGGACAAACAAAUGUACCAACACGAAUUAGAGUUAAAAAGAAAAGAGAACGUGUUUCAACAAAAACUUAAGAUGGUACAUGCUGAUUCAGAUCACGAUAUAUCUGGUUCCGCAGUAACAAUGUCGCAGGAACCAAAUAUGGGAUUUGAUACACCAGAUUUUUCGACUGCUGAGAUUCCUAAACAUUCUGGAAUUUAUCAAUACUAUGCUCCAUUAUCUUACACACCAACAGAUUAUGAUGAUAGGCCAGUGAGAGAUUUUAACAAGGAUUUCCCCACAUACAAAGACAAUAUAACAAUUGAAAAUAAACAUUAUAACGAAACUGCUCUUAAAUCAUCUCGAAGGGAUAACGUAAAUUUACAUCAAGAAUCAGUGAAUGGUAAUGUUGAUGAACGGUACAGUUAUUAUGAAUUUGUAUCAACGUCAGGUGACGUUGAUCACACAGAGGAUAAUACGAAAGUUUAUGCACAAUCUUAUUCGGAAAUUGAACGAUAUAAAUAUGUAGCUCCGCAAAAUAGAAUUAUAAAUAUAAGUGAAGAUGCUCCCCCUAUCCCCACUAGGAGAUAUCAACAGUCUAAGAAGAGUCCACCACAAAAUAAUUAUCAUCAAUUACCAUGGUUGGCCAAUCCUGUUACGAAUGAUGGAGGAGCUUUCAGAUAGUGUUACAUCAAUCCUUUUCAAUUAUUUUACAGCCAAAACUGUAAAAAUUAUCUCAAUAUUUCAACAUGUAGUUGAAAUUAGUUAACAAUUUUUCAAAGAUAAAAUUAAAAGAAGAAUUAAUUUUAUUCUGGUGAAAUUAAUUAUAAAUUAAUAUAUUAAUA
This is a messenger RNA of Aethina tumida (small hive beetle), 970 nucleotides long. RefSeq lists its product as uncharacterized. The record is from RefSeq and is a predicted model, not a curated record. Bases 57 to 809 code for a protein of 250 amino acids. The transcript has 10 exons. NCBI's taxonomy places the organism in Eukaryota, Metazoa, Arthropoda, Insecta, Coleoptera, Nitidulidae.